AUUAAGGCUUGCGAUAUCUUGCGAUUAUCAUGGUGAACUGUUAGUUCGAGCCCCUGUCUCACACGAACACAUGUUUACCACCAGGAGAUUUUCGAGUGCUGUGACAGGUGCUGAAUCUUUGGUUGCUUGGCUUUAGAGACUUGACAUAGACUUGGGUCACCAGGUCCGCAGCGCCGCAUGAAGUGAUGAGAGAGCCAUGCGCGGAGUGGUAGCGAUCAAGACACAUCAGACACAGGUAUGACAGAAGAUAGCCUUCAGGGCCUGGUCCUGGGUUCCAUAUCCUCUUCUGAAGAUCUUAAUGAUGCGAGCAGCUUGGAGAACAUUGAUCACAAUUUCACAAACGUGGAGAGUUCAGAGGAGGAUUCCGAUCCCGAAGAGAUUGUGAAGCAAGACUUGCUGAUCCACAAGUGGUGCCAGAAGCAGCUUGGAGAUCUUUUGAGUAAACUCUCAUUGGAGCCGGAAGCGGUGCCGUUUUUGGUUCCAGUUGACUGGGAGCGUCUUGGCUUAUACGACUACCCAGAAGUUGUGCAAGACCCAAUAGAUUUGCAUACAAUUAGCAAGCGGUUGGACGCUUCUUUUUAUCACGAUGCUGAUGAUCUCAUUGACCCAGACUUGAUCUUCAGGGACAUUGAGCAGUGUUGGGAGAACUGCCUUAUGUAUUUUGAACAUGACCUUGACGUGGAGGUUGUCCAGAUGGCUAUGAAGAUGUCAUCCGUGGCAAAACGGAUGGAAGAGAGGUUUUGGGCUGAUCUCUCAGCAUUCGAAGAAUCGCUGGAGAAGAGGCCCUUAGCCACUCAGGUGGCGCUUGCAGCCACUCGAAUGGGGGUUGCUGCAAAGAAAGUAGCCAAGAAGGGUCGCAAGACCGCUGUUUUUGCCAAUGACAUGGUGAAGUUUGCUGCAGAUUGGUGGCAAGGAAAACGAAAAGAAUCUCCAUUCUGGAAGGACGAGAAAGACAGCUUGAUUGGACUGAUGUGGCCGCCUCGCUUCAAACGAGCCAUCGCAGUGGUUCGCGAAACAGUUCGUAGAGUUCCCCUAUCCUUGUUGAGUUCGGAGAAGGCCGUGCAGUCUUUUUUGAAGCCACUGGCCGAAUCGAUUUUAAGGACGGUGUCAUCUUUGUCGAUGCCAUCUGGCGUUCAAGUCAUCCAUGACACCAUUGGGGAUAUCAAGGGCGAGUGGAUUCUGCCUGAUAGCUAUGAGCCACACUCACACGCUGAGAAGGUUCUUGUUUGGGCUCAUGGAGGCGGUUUUGUUCUGUGCUCCCCAGCCACGCACCGGUUUUUCCUUGCACGCAUCGUUGUGCAUACUGGUGUCCCCACCUUUUGUGUGGAUUUCCGCAAGCCACCACGCCACCCGUUUCCAGUUCCAAAGAACGACAUACUCGAAGUCUACAAAUCUAUCCAAAAGCAAGGCUUUGCUGAUGCCGUUUUCUUGGGUGGUGAUAGUGCCGGAGGGAAUUUGGUGCUUUCAGUCGCAAAGGAACUUGCCGAGUCAGAGUCCGACUCUGUCGAGACCCCACUUCCAGAAGGGCUGAUUCUUUUGUCACCGUGGGUGGAUUUGUCGGACACUACUGGUGACUCUUGGCACCAAUAUGCGGAUGUAGAUUACAUUCCUUCAAAGCAGGCCGAGGUCAUUGCAGGGAUUUACGCUCAAGGCGUUCCAUUGCGUGACGCUCGUGUCUCGCCAGGGCGAUGCAGAACUUGGCCAGUUGGCUUCCCACGAACUUUGCUGGACUAUGGAGGCUGCGAGGUCUUUCGCACACAGAUUGAGAGACUGGCGGAUAACAUGAUGCAUCACGGCGUGGAGCUGGAUGCCACCGUCGAGGACGGAAUGGUUCAUUGCUACCCACAGCUUGAGUACUUAUGGGGGCCAGAUCCGGAUGGUCCGUUUGAGGCGUACUUUGAGCGGGUGUCGACUUUUAUGGCAAUGAAGUAUUUUUAGACCUUAGCAGCCUUACCAAAUCUCUCAAAGCAAAGCGUGUGUGGACGAAAAGGGUGCCGUUUGGCCGUUUGGCGUACGAAAUUUCUCCGGUCGCCAUGUACACGACAAGGGGCCGAGGGAUGCCGAGGGAUGUUGCUCCUGUCAGGUUACGCCGGCAUUUGCAAGCACACCUGGUGACUGAGUC
Durusdinium trenchii is the source of this 2122-nucleotide messenger RNA. The record is from the annotation of a GenBank genome assembly. NCBI's taxonomy places the organism in Eukaryota, Dinophyceae, Suessiales, Symbiodiniaceae.